CUCGAGCGCAAGACGAUCUCCGCUAUCGCCCCACCAUGUUCGCCAGCUUCGCCACUGCCCUCAUCGCUUCCACUCUCCGGCCCUCGAGCGCAGCCGCCACCAACUAUGCCGGUGGCUGGCUUCCGUCGGACCCCACCAACCAGUGUGUGGAUAUUUGCUCCGCUCCGUCCAAGACGUGCCUCACUUCGGACGCUGCCUGCCUCGCCAAGUCGAUGGUCCCGGGCGACUUCGACUAUAUGGUCCUGGAGCAGCUCUUCGUGCCGCAGUUCUGCCGUGACCUGCUAAAGGGUGUCGACUCCACUAUUUCGCACCAAAACAUCGAUAUGUACCCGAACGGCACAGCCUGCGUGGAGAGUGUGGUCAAGAGUGAGCUCACGAUUCACGGUCUGUGGCCCAAUUACAACGAUGGCUACGUGAGCUGCUGCAAUCCGAGCUCAGCGGUGGCCAACGACCCUUAUAACGCCGCUGACUUCGCUGCCGCCCAAAGCAGCCUACUCACCACCAUGGGUGAGAAGUGGGUGGACGCUACGCAAGCCACUACGUACGAAUCGCUAUGCGAGAUCUACAACCACGAGUUCCAGAAGCACGGUCUCUGCUAUGCCGCUGACGACGCUGAUUACAUCUCGGCUGCUGUCACGUACUUCACUGCUACGCUGAGCACGGCGGACCGCAUCAGUUCAGCCACCGAGCAGAUCAACAAGUGGGCAGCUCAGUCGACGCCUCAGACGACUCUGGCCGAGAUUGAGGCUCUCUACGGCCACAGUGUCAUGGUGUUGUGCUCGGCUGUGGAUGGCAACAACCAACUGUCGGCUAUCCGUACGUGCUACGAGAAGCCGACAAACAUCACGAGCGAGGGAGCGUCCGCGCAGAUUGACUGCGCAGCCGCGACGGCCACCUCCUCGUUCUCCGUAUGCUCCGGUGACUCGCCGAUCACUCUGACUGCAUACACAGCCCCCACCUCGGCUUCGAUGCAAUAAGCUCCGACGAUAGAGCGACGGUGCAGUCUGCUAGUAUAAAGUUCAAUGCACCAGUUACUUAAAAAUGUACCA
Molecule: messenger RNA, 1049 nt
Organism: Phytophthora infestans T30-4
Lineage: Eukaryota; Oomycota; Peronosporomycetes; Peronosporales; Peronosporaceae
Product: ribonuclease, putative
Exons: 1
Coding region: 36-977 (313 amino acids)
Biological process (GO): RNA catabolic process
Cellular component (GO): extracellular region
Molecular function (GO): ribonuclease T2 activity; RNA binding
Source: RefSeq, a predicted model, not a curated record